CUAUACUUGAAAUGGAGUGUUGAUUCAAAUGCGUUCUCCACCUUUUCACUUUCCCCCUUCUGCCUUUCCUUACCCUUUCCACGCCAUUAUUACUUGAAUUCCAUUCUUUUGCCCUCUGUUUCUUGAAAGAAGCCGCCAUUGUUACUUGUCUUCUCCCCUGCUUCGCCGGACCCGUUCUGUUCCUCGUUUUAUUGUUAGUAUUAUGAAGGUAUUAGGCUCUAUUUUUUCUCUACCGUCAGAUCCUAAGACUCGAUCGUGCCUCUGCAGUCUAUUUGUCACUGCUGCGCUACUUUGUGGUGUAUACUCCACAGGAAAUGUAUUCCUUGGAAGAGAUUAUAAGAUACCUGUCCGGUUUGGAAUGAGUCACUCACUACGAAGUGCAAAACCGUGCAGGCACGAGGCUUCAUCUGCAAUGGAUGUAAAAGUGAACGAUACAAAAAAGAAUUUGCAGACUAGUAAAUGCAUGGAAAAUUGCAGACCUGUUGGUAGUGAGCCACUUCCAGAGGGAGUUGUUUGUAAAACAUCAAAUUUGGAAAUGCAGCCUUUAUGGGGUCCUUUCACUCAUAAUGAAAAAUCUCAGCAUGAGAUGAAUUUGUUGGCCAUUCCAGUUGGGAUAAAGCAAAAAGAAUUAGUCAACCAAAUCGUUAAGACGUUUCUAGACGACGACUUUGGUGUGAUGCUGUUUCAUUAUGAUGGCGUAGUGGACGAAUGGAAUGAUCUCGAAUGGAGUAGGAAAGUCAUACAUGUAUCUGCGGCAAACCAAACAAAAUGGUGGUUUGCCAAGCGUUUUCUUCACCCAAAUAUAGUUGCCGAAUAUGAUUACAUCUUCCUGUGGGAUGAAGAUCUUGGAGUCGAAAGCUUUCAUCCAAAAAGGUAUAUAUCGAUAGUGAAAGAAGAGGGUCUUGAAAUAUCUCAGCCUGGACUAGAUCCUCGUCAAUCAGAGGUGCAUCAUCGCAUUACCAUGCGCAGAAGGAAUUCUAAAGUGCACAGGAGGUUCUUUACAUCAAAUGCCAACGGAUGCAACAACAACAGUAGUGCUCCUCCUUGUGUAGGAUGGGUAGAAAUGAUGGCUCCUGUAUUUUCAAAAGCCGCAUGGCGUUGCGCUUGGUUCAUGAUCCAGAACGAUUUGAUUCAUGCGUGGGGGUUGGAUAUGAAGCUCGGUUACUGUGCUCAGGGCGAUAGGACAAAAAAGGUUGGAGUUGUUGAUGAAGAGUAUAUAUACCAUUUGGGCCUUCCUACGCUUGGUGGCGAUUCUCAUAGGCAUAAGCUGAGCUCUCCGGAGCUUUCCCUGCCCAAGAAGAGCCUCAUGGACUCAAAGGCAAUGGGAGCUACCCCAUCAGUGCAUAAACCAGAUAAUAAUAAUAGAGCAGAGGUAAGGAGGCGAUCGUAUGAUGAAAUGAAGGCUUUUGAUAGACGGUGGAAAAGAGCCACCGAGGAAGAUGAAUGUUGGGUUGAUCCUUUUAAAUAACGACGACGCCUCACAAACAUCAUUGUACAGAACAAGAAGAAGAAGAAGAAAAGGAAGAAGAAGAGAGAUACUGCUUGAGAAAGAAAUCUUUUUAAGAAUUUUUUAGUUUGCUUCUAAUUUUUUUUGGGUAAAAAGUUGUCACUUUUUUUAUUUUUUACAGUACUGUAAAAUGAGUAGAUUUUCUUAGAAUUUGUUCAUACGAGGGGAAAUGAAGAGUUCCUUUCACU
This is a messenger RNA of Cuscuta campestris, 1695 nucleotides long. Lineage: Eukaryota; Viridiplantae; Streptophyta; Magnoliopsida; Solanales; Convolvulaceae. The record is from the annotation of a GenBank genome assembly.